UUCCAUAAUAGGAGCCAGGGCCUGGCUUUUCUAUUGUGUCUGCCUGUGUAUGUUGUGUUUGUUUAUCUGAGAAGUAGGCUGAACUUAGAUCCAGAGCACACAGAUGAUGGAUAGUAAGUGGAUGAGAAUUUGUCUCUUUGGAUAGUCUAAGGAGUGAUUUAAGGCUCUGGAUUAAUUUCUGUUUAUGUUCUUAAGCAGCUGUUGUUUAAACCAGAGGCCCUGAAAUAAUCAGACCAGAAAAAGACCCAGAAAGGGGGUCAGGAAGUGAGUUCAGUGAGUUCUCAAGAGUCCAACUGCACCAGGUGUCUCUCACUGCAUCCUCCUGCAUCUCCAGAUAAGACUACUUCAAAGCACAAUGGAAGGCACCAGAACUUCUCUCUGGCUGUUUCUCCUGCUCAGCCAGUUGCCAUUCUGCACUACUGAUGCAGACAAAGACCUUUCAACCAUGCAACCUUCUCUCACUCAAACACAAGAUCACGGUGGCAACCCAACCCCUGCUUCAGAGGCCAGCCUCACUACCACUGACCACACACCUGAUGCAGGCACCAAUGACACUCGUGGCAACUGUUUGAUCGACACUGAGAUGGGUCUGAUUGCUAUAGGUUCAGCAGGGGGGCUGAUUGUCUGCCUACUGAUUGCCACUGUGGUACUAGCUUGCCAGGUGUACAAGACUCAGCACCGGGUUUAUGCCCCCCGAUCCUCCCGGUCCAACAUGGACUUAGUGAGUGGUACGAGCUAUGAGGUUGGGGGACUGGUGGGGCCGUGUGAUGCUAGUGUCAUGCUCGAGGAGAUGAGAGCAGACAGCAAUCUGGAGGACGAAAGUCAGGCCGAAAUACGAUCGGCACAGGAGGAGACUGGGGGAGGACUCGAGGAAGGAGCCACAGCAAUGGGUUUUGAUCAUGAAGAGAAGGCCUGUUAUAGUUCCAGCUCCAGGGACUCCUGUCUGGAGGUUCCCAGGGAUCUUGAGGACAUGCCUCUUGUUGUGUGAGAAAAUAAUCCAACUUCAGUAAACUCCAACUCUAGACACUUCACAAACCACAACCUCUCAGUUCUGCUGUAUUGUCAUUCAAAUUGUUUCAUUCAUGGUCUUUCCAGUUCAUAAAACCUCAGAAAAAGUAGGGGUGCCUAGGCAUCACUUGAAAUUUGGAAUACUAGCAAUAUUAGUGAUAUUAGAAUUUUUGGUAUCCGCAUCAAAAAGGACCUGUCAAAAAUAAAAUAGAUUUUAAACAGUCCUAAAAAAGUAUUAUGGUUCAAUACCCAGUCCUAGUAAUGUGUAUAUAUUUUGACGUAUGAUGCUACCAGUGGAAUUUCUUCAAAAUAUGUACCCUUUAGAAAAAAGCAUGUAAAAUAAUGUAAUUCUGUAUAACUUUUAAACAUCCUACAUGAUAUACUACUUAUUUUAUUCACUUGAUUAACAAAUUCAACACUGACUAAAAGAUUUUUCAGUUUGAGUGACUUUUCUUUUUUUUUACAAUGAGUGGUCACAAUAAUUUAAGAAACAGACAAAUGGCAAACCAACAAGAAGAUCGAUACAUCUUUAAUUUUAAAGAGAGAUCCCAAGAUCUAUUCCUAGAUCUCAUACAGCAUUUUCGUUAGCUAACAGUCCCUUAUUAAUUAAUACAUUUAUGUUGAGCUUCUGUGAGUUUGUUCUGUUUUGUCUGUGAUCUCUUACCUGUACCGCAGACUUUCUAAUACAACUGUUAUUUCAUUGCUCUUGUGUACACAAGCCUGUUAAUAUGACAGUUCUUCAAUAAAUGGAUU
This is a messenger RNA of Larimichthys crocea (large yellow croaker), 1761 nucleotides long. RefSeq lists its product as hypothetical. Bases 356 to 988 code for a protein of 210 amino acids. The transcript is spliced from 3 exons. NCBI's taxonomy places the organism in Eukaryota, Metazoa, Chordata, Actinopteri, Sciaenidae. The record is from RefSeq and is a predicted model, not a curated record.